UACAAUAUACAGCCUACCAUUACAUUCUUCGUCCUCUCUUCUCUCUUCUCUCUUCUCUCUUCUCUCUCUCUUGUUCAAUUCAACAAAACUCUCUGCUGUUCCUGUUCUUGUUCUUCGUCUUCUGUGACACACCAAUAAACCAUCACCAUCACUCUACGCAUUCGCGGACGCCAAAUAAGAAGCAUCUUUCCCUUGUUUCUUCAAACAUUGCAAUGCAGACUAGGACGGUUCAAGUGAAGCAACUCUCAGAUCUAGCCGGUGAGAGAGAGAUUCACGAGUUCUUCUCUUUCUCCGGAGAAAUUGAGCACAUUGAGAUCUUGAGUGAACAUGGGAAAUCAAAGACUGCAUUUGUGACAUUUAAAGACCCCAAAGCACUUGAAAUUGCAUUAUUGUUAUCAGGAGCAACAAUAGUAGACCAGAUUGUGAGUAUAACACCAGCUGAGAACUAUGUACUGAAUUCUGAGUUGCAGGAAGUACAAAAGGUGGAAAAUGCUGUAAGUGUAGCACCAUCCGGAGAUGUUAUGCUGAAUAGCGAGGAGGGGAAAACCAGCCCCACUAAUGGAAGAAUGUACCUUAAUAGAGCACAGGAUGUAGUUACGAAUAUGCUGGCAAAAGGUUCAGCAAUCAGACAAGAUGCCGUUAAUAAAGCUAAAGCAUUUGACGAAAAGCAUCAGUUAACUGCUAAUGCAUCGGCAAAGGUCAUUUCCUUUGACAAGAGAGUUGGACUCACAGAAAAGUUGACAGUUGGCAUUUCUGCAGUGAAUGAGAAAGUGAAGAGCGUGGAUCAGAAGCUUCAUGUUUCCGAUAAAACGAUGGCAGCGAUAUUCGCAGCUGAGAGGAAGUUGAAUGAUACAGGAUCAGCUGUCAAAACUAGCAGGUAUGUGACUGCCGGAACGGCAUGGUUAAAUGGUGCUUUUAGCAAGGUGGCGAAAGCCGGACAUGUUGCCAGUACUAAAACAAGAGAAAAGUUUCAUUUCGCUGUUUCAAACUUGACUGCUAAGGAACCUUCCGUGGCUGCUUAGGCCACAAUUUUUGGUAAAUCACGUUGACUUCAUCAAAUCCUUUAUGAAGAUCUCUUUCAGACUUUAAAGCAUGUUGUGUGGUCAACAAGGUGUUUUUUUUCAUUCACUCUUUCAAGUUGUCCUUCAGCUCUUAGAUGCAUGGGCAAGUAUGGUGAUUCAAUUUAAUCCUAUUAUUUUUUUGUAUUCUUUUGUCACUCUGGUAUUUUUAGCUGUUGCUUCUUUGUAAUUUAGCGUUGGUGAUUUUUGGGUUUGUUUUCUCAUUUCUUUUUGUCCUUUUUUUCUUUAUUUUUUUUUUUUUUGUGAAAGGAAAAAUAGUUAUAGGUGUGAAUUGUGAUGCUAUUGUAUUUCGUUAUUCAAAGUUAUUUUUGAGGGGGAAAAAAUAGUUGUGCCUGUAUUCAUGUAAGAAGACCUAUAUCUUGUUCUUCUUCUCCAUUCAAGGAUUUCUGUGAGAAAUAA
Molecule: messenger RNA, 1478 nt
Organism: Arachis ipaensis
Lineage: Eukaryota; Viridiplantae; Streptophyta; Magnoliopsida; Fabales; Fabaceae
Product: RNA binding (RRM/RBD/RNP motifs) family protein
Molecular function (GO): RNA binding
Source: RefSeq, a predicted model, not a curated record